Messenger RNA from Penicillium paradoxum, 741 nucleotides. RefSeq names its product ribosome assembly factor MRT4. NCBI's taxonomy places the organism in Eukaryota, Fungi, Ascomycota, Eurotiomycetes, Eurotiales, Aspergillaceae. Gene Ontology annotation, biological process: ribosomal large subunit biogenesis; ribosomal large subunit assembly; rRNA processing. The transcript is spliced from 2 exons. The record is from RefSeq and is a predicted model, not a curated record. Gene Ontology annotation, cellular component: preribosome, large subunit precursor; nucleolus. Gene Ontology annotation, molecular function: RNA binding. The coding region runs from base 1 to 741 and encodes 246 amino acids.
AUGCCUCGUUCAAAGCGUGCGCGCAUCGUCCACGAGUCGAAGACUGCCAAGAAAGAUCACAAGGAGCAGACCCGUCGUCUGUUCGCCAACAUCCGGGAAUGUAUCGAAGAAUAUGAUCACCUUUUCGUCUUUUCAGUCGAUAACAUGCGAAACACUUAUCUGAAGGAUGUGCGCACUGAAUUCGCCGACAGCCGUGUCUUCUUCGGCAAGACCAAGGUUAUGGCCAAGGCUCUGGGCCAGACUGUCGAAGAUGAGGCCGCUCCCAACCUGCGCAAACUCACUCCUUUCCUCACCGGUGCCGUUGGAUUGCUCUUCACUUCCCGCACUUCGGAAUCAGUUGUCUCCUACUUCGAGACUUUCCGUCCCCAGGACUUCGCCCGCGCUGGAACCGUGGCCACCCGCUCUUUCACCAUUCCCAACGGUCUGGUUACCGCACGGGGCGGCGAGAUCCCCACCGAUCAGGAUGAGCCCGUCAGCCACACCAUUGAGCCCGCGCUCCGCAAGCUCGGUGUCCCCACCCGUCUGGUGAAGGGCAAGGUUAUGCUCGAGCUGGUCGAGGGCCAGGAGGGCUACCCCGUUUGCAAAGAGGGAGAGACAUUGGAUUCACGACAGACCACAUUGAUGAAGAUGUUCGGUAUCACCUCGUCCGAGUUCAAGGUCGAACUUAAGGCCUGCUGGACCCGCAGUACCGAGGAGGUCAAGAUCUUCGAGUCUGAGGGUGGAAUGGAUGUUGAUGCAUAG